Magallana angulata is the source of this 2730-nucleotide messenger RNA. Its product is annotated as kelch-like protein 24. Gene Ontology annotation, molecular function: protein binding. NCBI's taxonomy places the organism in Eukaryota, Metazoa, Mollusca, Bivalvia, Ostreida, Ostreidae. The record is from RefSeq and is a predicted model, not a curated record. The transcript is spliced from 3 exons. The coding region runs from base 200 to 2086 and encodes 628 amino acids.
UGAGAACCAGGAAGAUUUGUCUAUGAGUUUUCCGACCAUUCAUGGUUUAAAAACAGUACGUGUAUUUAAAUGUUAACUUCGACUUUAUGUAACGCUUGGUUUUACACACUUCUUUGGAGACGAUCAGACUGUACGAGACGGAUCACGAAGAAGAAAUCGACACACAAAGAAAACAUUUGUUAAUGGUGCUUUACAAAACAUGACGGAGCAGAUGAAUUGUAUUGAGGAGAUAGAUGGGGGGAAUGCCACCUUUCCACAACUGCAGUUCCUAACGCAUUUGUCUUCUGGUCUAGAGGAAAUUCUGAACAGUACUCAGCACGCUGACGUCACCAUUCAGGUUGACGAGCGCGAAUACCCAUGCCACAAAGUGAUACUGUCGGCCAUGUCCCCAUAUUUCGAGGCCAUGUUCACCCACGACAUGAAGGAAAAUCGAGAAAGUGUCGUGAGACUACACGACAUAGAGCCAGGAAUCUUCGAAAAUUUGCGCACGUUCAUGUACACGGGAAAAGCCAAUGUCAAUGAGGAAAAUGCCGAGAAAAUUUUCCGCGCCUCAUCUCUAAUGCAGAUCCCCUGCUUGCAACAACGCUGCGAAGAUUUUUUACUCUCUCAAAUCUCGCACGAAAACUGCAUCGGAAUAUGGAAAAUAGCGAAAGCUCACGCUUGUCAGAAACUCAGCGAAAAGGCCUGGGACACGAUUCUGGAGAAUUUCCAGACCGUGUGUACCACGGAAGACUUCCUACGACUUGAUAUAGACGAACUUGUUUGCAUUUUGCAGGACGACAAUUUGAAAUCUCCGACAGAAGAGUUUAUAUGUGACGUUGCUUUUGAAUGGAUUGACUACGAUAAGCAGCGACGGCGUCAGAACGUGUGCGAGAUCAUGCCGGCACUGCGACUUCCGCUGGUAUCCUCCGAUUACUUAUUCCACGUGUUCUACGCUAACGAGGAAGUCCAGAACAGCCCUGAGUGUCGGUCAGUGAUGGGGGAGGCACUGCGCUACCAAUCCUGUCAUUCAAAGCGCCAGGACUUUACGUCGAUUCGAUGCACGCGGAGGUUGACCAGUAAAAGCGACGACGUCCUGAUCGUCAUAGGAGGACUGUUGUCGACAACUCCUCGAUACCAAACCACGAAAGAGGUUCUUUGCUUUAGCUUCCAGCAACAGAAAUGGUUUUAUCUCCCUUCUCUACCGUACGAUCCUGGCUACGAAUUCGCCGCCUGUACCCAUGGCGACAGUAUAUUUGUCUCCGGUGGAUGGUUGAAACUCCAAGGCCUUGCGGAAUUCAAAACCCACAAAAAUGAAUGGAAGAUCUGCGAAACCAUGACAAACGGAAGAUGCGGUCAUGUUAUGGUUUCCGUGGCACACUCCAUCUUUGUCCUGGGUGGAAGAGACGGACGGGCACCUGCCAUGACAAAUAUAGAAGAAUUUAAUCUGCAGACUGAAAAAUGGUCUAUGGCUGGAGAUCUCCAUAUAGGAGUAAGAUCGACGUCCGCUUCAACCAUUGGAGAAAAAAUAUUUAUAUUUGGCGGGAUUACUGAAUCAGAUAAAGAUACGAUGUCAGUGCAGUGCUUUGACACUAGGCUCCAUUGUACCAGCGUUAUAGGCGAUCUCCCGUUCACGUGUCGACUAACACGUACGGUCAGUUUAGAUAUGUGUGUUUACGUUCUAGCUCCGGACGGCAGGGUACUAGAAUUCUGUGAUCCUACACUAAGUAUCAUUUCCCACAAUGUUUCGAGGCCAAGAUCACGCUGUGAUUCGUCUGAUUCGACCGACGUGACCGUGACGUCAACGGAACCUUACACGGUAACCACGUCGUUAGCCCCUGUGCUUGGGAAAUUGCUCUGCCGCAUACCCAAUUUCAGCCAGCAUCAUUUUGAGGUGAUCCAACAUCGUGGUGAUGUAUUGCUGGUUGGUGGUAAAACUCCGGACAACACCAUUUUGAAGAAUAUUAUUCAAAUCAACGUCCACAAUAAAGGUGACGACAAAAUCUCGGACCAGACAUCGCUGGAGAUGCCGUCUGCGCGCUGGUGUUUCGGUUGUGUGAAAACCGUUGUUCCACGUGACUAUCUAAACAAUGAGAUUAGAAAUUGAGAGAGAGAGAGAGAGAGAGAGAGAGAGAGAGAGAGAGAGAGAGAGAGAGAGAGAGAGAGAUGCAAUCAGACAGAUUUCAAGAUGUUUUAAUUUGGAACUCCUUCUAUUCGACAAGUAGUGUAUAAUAGCUUUUUGACAAGAAGCGCUUUCAAAUGACAGUGUCUUUCACAUUUAGUGCAAUGCAUUUGUUGUUGUUUUUUUCUGCUGUUGUUUAUUUUUGUUUUAUGUUUUGUACCCCCCCCCCCAAUGCAGUGUUUGUUGUUCUGCUGUUUCAAAGCCUGUAUUUAAACCAAUCACUUUGGGCUUUUUACUGUUUUUAAAUACGAUGGAAUUUUCUUAUGAAUAUUCUGUUCAUUUUAAUAGGAUGCAGUCACUCCUCACUCUUUUUGUUUCAUCGUUUUUAAAACCGUUAUAUUUUGUAUAUUUCCCAAUGGCGUCACCUGUCAUUCCACGCUUCCCGUUUCUCUGUUGUUUGGAUGUUGCCAUAUCAUUUGCAUCAUUUGAUUUAGUAACCAUUUUUUUUUUUAAAUUGUAUACAUGUACAUUAUGCCGUGUAGUGUAUUGACUAAUGAAAAAUGUAUUCGGACAGGAAAAAGUAUGUGUAGUGUUAUCAGUUUUGUAUAAUAAAAGAAAAUAAAAUUUUA